Spodoptera frugiperda (fall armyworm) is the source of this 3762-nucleotide messenger RNA. Its product is annotated as NFX1-type zinc finger-containing protein 1-like. Gene Ontology annotation, cellular component: nuclear RNA-directed RNA polymerase complex. Gene Ontology annotation, molecular function: helicase activity. The transcript has 14 exons. Gene Ontology annotation, biological process: regulatory ncRNA-mediated heterochromatin formation. The record is from RefSeq and is a predicted model, not a curated record. The coding region runs from base 177 to 3635 and encodes 1152 amino acids. NCBI's taxonomy places the organism in Eukaryota, Metazoa, Arthropoda, Insecta, Lepidoptera, Noctuidae.
GACACUGACAUUGCACGGCACAGCUGUUUCGCAGUUUAGCUUACGUCAAAACAAUAUUUUAUUUUCGUUCGUUCUACUUCUAAUUUAAGUGUUUAUAUAUGUAACAAAGCGUGACAAAGACCUAAAUAUAGGUUAAAUACACGUUGUAAACUUAAUUCUAUCAAUUUUAAGUCAGCAUGGGUGACGGAAACAAAAGUUCCCUUCGAAUAGAUUGGUUCGAUGGCACGUUGAUAGAAGAAGCAAGGCCUAAUACCUCAACUACCUCAGCUUUUGAUGAUGAAGAGCAACCUGAACCAAAGCCAGAACCUAAACCUCAAUUUACGGAGAAAAAACCAAUAGGUUACAAACGACUUCUCGACAUUUCAACAUUACAACCUCCAAUUUUAAAUUUGGAAGUGUCCCAUAGACCAGGAUUUUGGAAUCUUUUAGACGAAGAAGAACUCAAAGGUGACUUUAUAGUUUUAAUUGUGAGAGUACUAGCAAAUGUAUACAAGACUUUGGAGCCUAAUGAAUCUUCAAAAAUAGUGAAAUUGCUUAGAACAAGGUUUCAGAGUUCAAAAUUUUUGGUGAAUAUUAAAAACUAUUUAGAUGAAUUACCGAGUGUUCGAAUCGUUGAAAAGAGGUUGAACUCCCUUCUCUGGGAUGAUCCUGAAGCAUUUUAUUUUACUGUAUUAGAUCUAUGUGAGGGUAUUAUAAACUUUGAAAGAGAGAACCUGGAAUUUAUAAAAGAUAUAUUGGACUUAUUGGAAAUAACUGAAGUCAGCGUUUUUGGUGUCCGUGAAGAGCACACUGAAAGAUUCAGCAAUGAGUUGUUUGCCAGGAUUGAACAGUUGAAAACUAAAGCAAUGAAAUUGUUAAAAGAUGAAGACUUUGAGGAAGAAGAAGACGAAAUAAUCCCACAACCAGAAACAACUAACACAGACAAGAAUUACUUCAAGAACUUAAACAUCUUUCCCACAAAAGAUGACUUACUCUCCGAUAACACAAUACCUAUAAAACCAAAUAUCAUAAAUGGAGCAUACCCUACCGUAGAAGACUACUUAGAUAUACAGCUCAAGUUGUUACGAGAAGAUUGUUUCGGACCAUUACGGGAAGGAAUAUGUAAAUAUUUGGACAAUCCUAGUAAAAGACGGCAUGAGAAUAUUAGGGUAUUCCCAAAAGUACGUAUUAUCCGUAACUACGUAAGCAACAACCGGGUUGGUCAUCUAGUGGACAUAGCGUGGAAGGAACGGUCCACCAACGGCACGGUGGACAGCAAGAGAUAUGCGUACAACAAGCAACUCAUGUUCGGAUCCCUUCUACUCUUCACCAGUGAUAAUUUCGAGACAAUUUUGUGCGCUACUGUACUGGAUUCUAAUAUGGCCUUGCUCAAAGAUGGAUAUGUAGCAGUGUCAUUUCAAAAUCCUACAUCAAAAAGCAUUUUCGCCGAAGCUUUUCUCAUGGUGGAGAGUGAAGUGUUCUUCGAACCGUACCACAGAGUAUUAAAAGUAUUGCAGGAGUCUCGACUAGAUGAUCUGCCAAUGAAACGAUAUAUUGUUGAUGUUCAGCCGGAAACUCGCCCACCAGCCUAUUUAUCACCAGAAACAAUAUACACAGUUCCUUACGACACAGAAGACUUACCAUACCCAGUACUAGACACAAGCCAAUGGCCAGAUCCAGUGUUCAAACUCGACGACUCCCAACUUGAAGCCUACAAGUUCGCCCUAACACGAGAAUUCGCUGUAAUCCAAGGCCCACCCGGUACAGGAAAAACGUACAUAGGGAUCAAAAUCGCAGCCACAAUACUCAGAAAUCUAUCCCUAGAAGGAACCCCAAUGCUCAUUAUUUGCUACACGAAUCACGCCCUUGAUCAAUUUCUAGAAGGAAUUUUAGGUAUUACUAACAGUAUUGUCCGUCUAGGCAGCCAAAGCAAAAGCCCCCUUCUUGAGUACUACACUCUACAUAACUUAAGGUCCAAAAUCAAAUGUAAAUACUCAUACCUGUACGCUUCUAAACGAAAUGAGUUAGAGAAGAUUUUUAAAGAGAUGACUGAUCUUCAGAGUGAGAUUGAGAAGUGUGAGAAAGAGGUUGUUUCAUACAAGAAUUUGAAGCCGUAUUUAAAGAUUGGAGAGAAGAAUUAUGAGUUAAGAAGUACUGUAGAAGAUAGUGUUCUUCAUUGGUUAUUUGGGUCUUUUGAAGAAGAUUCACAAACUGCUAAAAUUGUAGAACUUGAUAAAGAGGUUGACGUAGAAGAUUGGGAGAAGUUGGAUGAUUUGGCUCUAAGGGAAGAAGUUAAUUCGUGUUUCUCUGAAAAUUGGGCUUUAACAGAAAUAGAUUCUAUGAUGAACAGUAUAAGAUAUGUGAAUGAUGUUACUGAUAACCAUUUAGAGGCUAACCAGAUGACGGAGAAAUUUAAAACUGAGAUUAGAAGAAUUAGCAAAAGAUUGGAGUGUUUUAAGAAAUACAGAACACUACAAAACAGCAAUAAAGAAGAGUUCAAAUUGAAUCAAGUUGUAGACUUGUACAGCUUGAACCAAGAACAGAGGUGGCAACUGUACUACACGGCUGUUGGGGCGUUGAAGAACGAAUUGCUAUCGAAAAUGAACGUUUUGUUGGAACAACACAACACGGCUAGCCAGGAACUGAAUGAAGUAUCGACGUUAAUUGAUGGUGAAGUUAUGAGGACGGUCAGAGUGGUCGGAGUCACCACCACCACGGCCGCUAGGAGACACGAUCUUAUGAGGAAACUGCACUCGCCUAUAGUGAUCGUCGAGGAGGCGGCAGAAGUACUAGAAGCUCAUAUCGUGGCGUCACUCACUCAUCAGUGUCAACAUCUCAUACUCAUAGGUGACCACAAGCAGCUCAGACCAACAGCAGCUCACUACAAACUAGCGAAAGACUACAACUUAGAGAUAUCUCUAUUCGAACGUAUGAUACGCAACGGUAUACACGCGCGUACUCUCACUACGCAACGCAGAAUGAGUCGGAACUUCGUAGAGUUGAUUGUUCCUGCAAUAUACGAUAAAUUGGAUACGCAUAAUAGUGUGGACUCGUAUCCAGAUGUGAGAGGCAUGAAGGAUAAUUUGUAUUUCUUCACUCAUGACGUGUUUGAGGAUUCUGAGGGUAUGGAAGACAGUUGGAGUCACAGGAAUACGUUUGAAGCUAAAUGGUGUAUAGCACUAGUGCAGUAUUUUAUCAAAAUGGAUUACACGCAAGACGAGAUCACGAUACUCGCUACUUAUAAUGGGCAGGUCAAUCUACUUAGAGAACUAGCCAAACAAGACGAAUCUCUUCGCCACGUAAGAAUAACAGCAGUAGACAACUACCAAGGUGAAGAGAACAGGAUAGUGAUAUUGUCACUAGUAAGGAGUAACAGAGACAACAAGAUUGGCUUCUUGACCGCCCCCAAUAGGAUCUGUGUCGCUUUGUCUCGAGCUAAGGAAGGUUUUUACAUAUUUGGCAAUAUGACCGUGCUAAAGUCAGCGAGCAGUAUUUGGAGACAAAUUAACGACAAACUGGUUCAACAGAAAGCCAUUGGUCGAAGACUUACGGUGAUCUGUGAAGAGCAUAAUGAUAAUACUAUUGAUAUUGAAACUGUGGAAGAACUCAACACUUGCCUGUCGGGGACAUGUUUGAGGAUUUGUGAUAAGAAAUGAAGAACAAUAAUAAGAUUUAACAUUUUUUUAUUUUAUUUAUAACAUUGUGAAUUUUAAUACUUACUACGUUAUUUGUUGUCAAUAAAUAAAUAGUUUUAUAAAUUAUAAUGAUAUGGUGCGAAUCGAA